AUGCAAAACUUAAGAGACUUGCCAGUCCUCGCAAUCGUACGACGAGCCGAGGAGGUGGAGAAUGUAAUAAGAAAUGAAGGUCCGAGGACGCGGCGCCCGAAGAAGCCGAGCGGCCCCAAGUCGACGGUGACGGGCGCGACGGCGGAGGAGAAGCGGCCGCGCACCGCCUUCUCCGGCGCCCAGCUGGCGCGGCUGAAGCACGAGUUCGCCGAGAACCGCUACCUGACGGAGAAGCGGCGCCAGCAGCUGAGCGCCGAGCUGGGCCUCAACGAGGCGCAGAUCAAGAUCUGGUUCCAGAACAAGCGGGCCAAGAUCAAGAAGGCGUCGGGCCAGAAGAACCCGCUGGCGCUGCAGCUGAUGGCCCAGGGGUUGUACAACCACUCGACCAUACCGCUGACCAAGGAGGAGGAGGAGUUGCAGGAGAUGCACGACAAGGGCAGCUCGUAG
Phyllotreta striolata is the source of this 447-nucleotide messenger RNA. The record is from the annotation of a GenBank genome assembly. Lineage: Eukaryota; Metazoa; Arthropoda; Insecta; Coleoptera; Chrysomelidae.